GUGAUGUUAACAUGGUGAAAAAAAUCGUUCACUGUGUCUUCAGUCAUCUUGCUGCCUGUUGGACUGAACAACCAUUUCUAUGAUCAGCUUAAAGAGACUGCAAACUGCAUCUACAGAUAAAUAACUGCUCAUACAAACAUGAGAGACCGGCUGAAGCACCUCCAUCAGGCGCAGAUUGACUCUGAUGGUUUCACCACAGUGGAUCUGGACGAUUUCUCAGCACAUGAGGGAUCAGCAGCAUCAUCUACUGACCAGGACCUGGAUGGUGUCCUGCAGGAGGCCCAGGAAAUCCGUCUGGAGAUCCAGCAGAUCCAGAACGACAUCAGUGAGCUGAAAGAUGUGAACUACCAGGCACUGAACGAGAGCUCAUACCCUCUUGCUUCAAAGCGGGAUUCAAAUGCAAUCGGGGCAGAUAUCAAACGCAGGGGAGAGGCUGUGCUGCAGCGGCUGCACAUGAUGAACGCUCUCAUAAGGGAACUGGAAGACCAGCAUGGCAGCUCUGACCCCACAGCACGCAUUGCUCGAACACAGUACCAGUGUCUCAGCAAUGCCCUGCGGGAGGUGAUGUUCAGCUACAAUGACGCAGAGAUGGCCCACAGGGAUGCUUGUAAACGGCAGAUCCAGAGGCAGAUGGUGGUGGUGGGCAGGGAGGUCAGCGAGAAGGAGCUGGAGGAUAUGAUGGAGAGCGGGGAGCUGAACGUGUUCACUGCCCAGGUGGAGGGCAAAAUGGCACGCUCGGCUUUCCUGGAGAUCAAGAGCCGACACAAGGAGCUGCUGGAGCUGGAGAAGAGGAUCGAGGGGAUCCAGCAACUGUUCCUGGAUGUGGCUGUGCUCACGGAGGAGCAGGGUUUAGCCUUGGAAAACAUCCAGAAAAACGUCCAGAAUACUUGAGCGAUGGUUCAGCACGCUGUGUUUCAGCUGGACGGAGCCACUGCAUCUGAUAAAAACAACCCCUUUAAGAAGCUGUGUUGUGGCUGCUUUCCUUGUUAUAACAGUUAAAUCUGAUGAGGAGCAGAGACUGUAGACCUGGUUUACCUGUCUAUGUUGUAAAAACUAAAAGAACAACGCAUUAAGACUUUUUUUCAAUCAUCCGUCCCUCAGCUGUUUUGAUAUUGACAAUCUUUUGAUCAUUGUAAAAUAUCAUGAGACUCAAACUGAGAUGCACUGGUUCCAGGGUGCGGAUGGAUGUUAUGGGUGUGGGUUCAGGCACAAGGAGCACAGUUCACUAUCAGAACUAUCACUAGCACUGUCAGAAACAGACUUCAUGAGGGUGGCAUGAGGGCGUGACGUCCUCUAGUGGGACUUGUGCUCACAGCCCAGCACCAUGCAGCUCGAUUGGUAUUCACCAGACAACACCAGAAUUAGCAGGUCCGCCAUUGGUUCCCUGUUUUCUUCACAGAUGAGGGCAGGUUCAUACUGAGCACAUGUGACAGGCGUGAAAGAGUCUGGAGACGCCGUGUUGAACAUUAUGCUGCAUGUAACAUCACCCAGAAUGACCAGUUGGUGGUGGGUCAGUGAUGGUCUGUGGAGGCAUGUCCUUGGAGGGUGGCACAGACCUCCAUGUCAUAGCCAGCGGUACCCUGACUGCUGUUAAGUACUGGGAUGAAAUCCUCAGAGCGACUGUUAGACCUUACGCUGGUGCAGUGGGCCCUGAGUUCCUACUGGUGCAGUGGACCCUGGGUUUCUCCUGGUGCAGCGGGCCCUGGGUUCCUCCUAGUGCAGGAGCUCACUGAUGCCAUGAUGCAGGUCUGAGAGGAUAUCCCCCAGGACACUAUCCGUUGACUGAUCAGGAGCAUGCCCAGAUGUUGUUGGGAGUGCAUACAGGCACGUGGGGGCCGUACACACUACUGAGUCACAUUA
Messenger RNA from Epinephelus lanceolatus (giant grouper), 1860 nucleotides. Its product is annotated as syntaxin-11-like. The record is from RefSeq and is a predicted model, not a curated record. Gene Ontology annotation, cellular component: SNARE complex; synaptic vesicle; presynaptic active zone membrane. Gene Ontology annotation, biological process: exocytosis; intracellular protein transport; synaptic vesicle fusion to presynaptic active zone membrane. Lineage: Eukaryota; Metazoa; Chordata; Actinopteri; Perciformes; Serranidae. Gene Ontology annotation, molecular function: SNAP receptor activity; SNARE binding.